AUGUUGACAAAUGCCGAAUUGCAUGCCCAUUUGAAAGCGAUUGAUCCCGAAUCUGCAGCCCUCGUGCACCCAAACAAUCGAUAUCGUGUUUUACGGGCCAUCCAAAUCUUUGAAAAGACUGGAAAACGCAAAUCCGAGCACCGAGCAAACCAAAAGCCUCAUCGGAGCUGGGUGAAGAGCCGGUUGAUGCAAAGGCGAGAAGGCAAGGAGCUGCCCUCAAUCAUCCCCAUCGACACGUCAAACCCAAAUGACUACAUCGCGAAGGCUUUAGAAAAGCUGUCCGAUUGGCAGCGCGGUGUCAAUUUCUAUCCAGAGAAAGUGGCAGAAUUAGACGCAGAUGACUACUACGGAGCUGCGAAUCGCCAACAUUACUGUGAAUUAUGCGGGAUUAUGGUGCAAAGUGAUGCGUCUUAUCAGAAGCACCUUGAAGGCAAGAAGCAUAAAGCGAUGAAGAAGCGGUCCGUCAAACCGGAGGCCCCAAGCGAC
This is a messenger RNA of Mesorhabditis spiculigera, 486 nucleotides long. NCBI's taxonomy places the organism in Eukaryota, Metazoa, Nematoda, Chromadorea, Rhabditida, Rhabditidae. The record is from the annotation of a GenBank genome assembly.